Molecule: messenger RNA, 2490 nt
Organism: Spodoptera littoralis (African cotton leafworm)
Lineage: Eukaryota; Metazoa; Arthropoda; Insecta; Lepidoptera; Noctuidae
Source: the annotation of a GenBank genome assembly
AUGGAUACGAAAACAUAUCUUAUUUUAUCUUGGCUUCUUAUACUGUUACAAUCGUCGAAUGGUUAUGAUUAUGAUCCAGACAAAUAUUCUGUCGGAUUGUUUGCGGCGUCUGCUCUGAACAAGAAUGGCGUCAGAGAAUCGUGCAUGGGCACUUGUUACGGGACAGGGAAGAAUACGUGCCGGUUGGGAACCAAGAAGAAGGAUGACGGCCGCGAUUGCAGUCCAACUGACAACUUCUUGGUACGACAUUACACGAAGUACUUCCUCGGUCAAACGAAAUUAUGUAUAAGUGAUUGCGACAAUUUCGGAUACCGAUACACGUGGUGUGUCACAGAAAACCAUUGGCGGAAGUGCAUUAAGGAUAUACCGCGAAAUGUGACGAGGAAAGUUCCCGCUUCAACCAAAUACGAAUACUAUCAUUGUUUAGAUGGGUGCCCGUACAAUGGACAAUGUGACAUUUAUCCUAAAUCGAAAGAAAAUUGUGACGCAUCUAAACUAGUAUAUGUAUCCGACAAUCCUACUGACGACGGUACACGAUGCGCGACGCGAUGUGGUAUUUGGUCAACAAACAAAUACAGAUGCUAUGAUACCAGGAAAAAGUGGGUUAAAUGUUAUCCCUCACCAGACGGGACGAAGAUUGUUAGAAGUUUCCAUCAGUACGCUAAAAAAUCCAAGCAGCAAUUCGACGAAAGUGGGCGAUUGGUACAAGCGGAGUAUAGAAGGCCAGGUGACAGUAAUUUCAUCGAUGUAAACGAUAAUGAUAUUCUCAAAAUGGAAUCAAUUUUCAGUGGUCAUAAUGUUGUUGAAGAAAUGGCUAGGAAGCUGGAAGCUAUGUUCACUACAGAAACAUUGCAACAGCAGCAACGCGAAGAGCCGAUACUACAGUACACUGUUCGGAUCGUUCCCACUGCAUUCGAUCAACCUCAGAUCAUUUUGCCAAUGGUCGUUAGGGCGAGGUAUAGUACUUACACACGUCCCAAAGCAAAAUCAUCAUUAUCGCCUACGGAUUAUACUGUCGUCAACUACAGGAAUCAGAAUCCUCGAGCAGGGUUAGAUGAUCAAGGUUAUAUUGUUCCACGAGCUUUGGGUGGUACUGAGGAACCUCACAACGUCAUCCCGGUAUGGGUUGGGCUGAAACAAGGUGGGCCGUGGGAAAGUUUGGAGUUCAUUAUAAGGAAUUACAUUGAUACACAUCCAAACGGGGGCAUUCUCGGCACACUAACUAUUGGAAUUGGAUCUCGCGUGAUGUUACGCCGCAACAUCAAUGUAAACCACGGUCUGGUGAACGGUGCUAUGGGUAUCAUAAGAAGAAUUGAGUGGCCUUCUCUUCGCAGAGAGCAGUUAGAACCAGGUGAGUUACCGCAGGCAGUAUUCGUAGAGUUCGACGAUCGUUCUGUUAAGGGCAAUGAAUUGGGUGUGGGGGUUCGCAUAGAGCCCUCCACUGUCGACUUUGAUGCGCUUCGCGGACAAGGGAAGAUUGAACGUCGGAUGCUGCCUUUGAUACUUUGUUGGGCUGUAACGGUACACAAACUGCAAGCUAAUGUUGUGUACAAUACAAUAAUAAAGAUGACGCACAAUGUUCCUAAGACACUGCCUUCGCUAAGCACUAACAUCACACAACCGUCGCCAGCAGCAAUAUCCACUGAACAAUACAGCAAACUCACUGAUGACCCAUUCAAGACAAAGUUAAAACGAUUCAUAUACAACAAGCAAACAGGACAAAUUCUUGGAAGAACCUGCAAGAGCUGGGUCUGCAUCAUCGCAUAUUCCAUCAUGUACCUGCUAUUCCUCAUGACCUUUACACUAGUAAUCCUCUAUAUUUCUUUAGAAAUACUCAAAUAUUUAAUUGACUUCAAAAAUAUUGACAAAGUUUCAGCACUCGAUUCGUCAUUCUCAUAUCCAAUUGUUGGGCUGACAGCAGCUCCAUUAUCCGACCACAAUUCACCAUUGAUCUGGUACAAAAAUGGAGAAAAGGAUGACUACAAGAAGUAUGUUGACGCACUUGACAAGCUACUCUCAAAAAACAGAAGAAAGAGAGAAAUAGGUAAUUUGGGACCAUGUGGAGAAUCUCCUUACGGGUAUGGAGAAGAGCCAUGUGUUAUUAUAAGAAUAAAUAAGCGUUUGAACUGGGCUGCUCAUCCUCUGCAAUUCAAUUCUACGAUUGCUAAGAGUGUACCGGCAGACGUCCAAACUUGGAUGAAGGCAGACAGGACGAAGUUGUGGUUGCGAUGUGAAGGCUACCACUCUUAUGACAAGGAACAUAUUGGGAAGAUAAAGUACUACCCGGAUCCCCCUGGCAUUGAUGCAAACGUUUUUCCUCUACGCAAAGAUGAGAAAUCCCCUUUGGUCGCUAUCCAAAUAUCCAAGUUCACGAUUGGUAUCUCGUUGGCAAUACAAUGUGCGUUGUGGUACGACGCUGGUCCUUCCACGAUUGGAUUUGUACUUUACGUCGCUCCAGGAGAAAGGAUAUUAUAUAGUGUAAAAGGAUAA